UCUUAUGGAAAAUUUUGCACUCCGAUCUGUCUCCACUAUCUCUUCCUUUUCGAUCCAUUAUUCCAUUUAAUGCAUUUUCUUUCAAGUUUAUUUCGAUCGAUUUCGCUUUUUCAAUCAAUUUUGAAUCUGUUCUUUAAUCCGAAGCUGUGUCGACCAAAUCCAAUGCCAACCAGUGCCUCUGAAUCGCCGGAUAAUCAGCUGUCGCCGCCGAACCCACCUCCCAAACAAGGCGCUAAGCCAAUCCCAUUUCUGAUUUCGGUUGCUAUUGGCAUCAUUGUUCGUUUCGCCGUCCCAAAACCGGCGGGGGUUUCAACAAAAGCGUGGCAGUUGCUCGCCAUUUUCUUGUCGACGAUUACUGGCCUUGUUUUGAAUCCUUUGCCGGUGGGUGCUUGGGCGAUUCUUGGCUUAACUGUGACUGUUGUUACUAAAACUUUGACGUUUUCUGCUGCUUUUAAUGCCUUUACUAGUGAGGUUAUUUGGUUGAUUGUGAUUUCCUUCUUUUUCGCUCGUGGGUUUGUCAAAACUGGAUUGGGGGAUCGAAUCGCGACAUAUUUUGUUAAAUGGAUGGGCAAGAGCACGCUUGGUUUGUCUUAUGGGUUAACGAUUAGUGAGGCUUUGAUAGCUCCUGCUAUGCCGAGCACCACCGCCAGGGCUGGCGGUGUGUUCUUGCCCAUCAUUAAAUCCUUGUCGCUCGCUGCUGAUAGCAAGCCGAACGACCCUUCUUCUAAAAAGAUUGGCGCGUAUCUUGUUCAGUCUCAGUUUCAGAGUGCUGGUAACUCUAGUGCCCUGUNCUUAACGGCUGCUGCUCAAAAUAUGUUGUGUAUUAAACUGGCUGAGCAGCUCGGUGUGCAAAUAUCUAGCCCUUGGCUUACAUGGGCUAAGUUUGCUUGUGUCCCUGCCAUCAUUGGUCUGUUGGCAACGCCUGCAAUCUUAUAUAAGCUGUUUCCUCCAGAGACCAAAAACACGCCAGAAGCUCCAGCCAUGGCUGCUAGAAAAUUGGAGGCUAUGGGUCCUGUCACCAAGAAUGAAUGGUUCAUGGUUGGUACUAUGCUUGUUGCUGUGUCUUUAUGGAUUGCUGGUGAGAAACUUAAAAUGGCUAGUGUUGUGGCUGCUAUGAUUGGUUUGUCUAUGCUUCUUAGUCUUGGUGUUCUUGAUUGGGAUGAUUGUUUGUCUGAGAAGUCGGCUUGGGAUACUUUGGCUUGGUUUGGUGUUCUUGUGGGCUUGGCGGGACAGUUGACGACGCUCGGUCUUGUCGGUUGGAUGUCGAAUUCUGUGGCGGAUUUGCUGAAGUCUAUGUCGCUCAGCUGGCCUGCUGCGUUUGCUAUUCUUCAGGUGUUGUAUUUCUUUGUUCAUUACUUGUUUGCUAGCCAGACUGGUCAUGUUGCUGCUUUGUACUCGGCGUUCCUUGCUAUGCACUUGGCUGCUAAGGUGCCUGGUGUGUUGGCUGCUUUGGCGUUGGCUUAUAACACUAAUCUCUUUGGUGCAUUGACUCAUUAUAGCAGUGGCCAAGCUGCUGUUUACUAUGGAGGGGGUUUCGUUGAGCUAAGAGAUGUAUUCAAAGUCGGUUUAGCAAUGGCGCUCAUAAACGGUACCAUCUGGACUGUAUUUGGAUGCAUUUGGUGGAAGAUUCUGGGUCUGUACUGACCAUGAAAGUCUUCUUUUUGCGGCACAUGCCCUGGCUUGGGGGGCACACCACUGAUACUCAAAUUUUUAUGUACCCAAUUUGAUUCCAUCUCCUCUCGCCCUAAGGGUAGCACUGCCUAGGAUUUAGAUUAAAUUUUGCUAUGUCUAACCAUUACCAUGAAUGAUAUCCAUAAUUUGGUGAAAACCAAUCUAAAAAAUUGAGUUUUUGAAUCUCUUUCUGUAUUGA
This is a messenger RNA of Cucurbita pepo subsp. pepo (vegetable marrow), 1870 nucleotides long. NCBI's taxonomy places the organism in Eukaryota, Viridiplantae, Streptophyta, Magnoliopsida, Cucurbitales, Cucurbitaceae. The record is from RefSeq and is a predicted model, not a curated record.